Molecule: messenger RNA, 2602 nt
Organism: Caenorhabditis angaria
Lineage: Eukaryota; Metazoa; Nematoda; Chromadorea; Rhabditida; Rhabditidae
Source: the annotation of a GenBank genome assembly
AUGGACGUCGAUUCGGAAUCGUCGUCGCCGUCCUCAAGACUUUCGGUAGUUUGUUCGGCUUCAGCAGAAUAUUCGUCGAACUCAUCUGAAGGAUCAUCUCCGAAUUCACGGAGAAAUUCGAUAAAUGAAAGUGUUAUCAAAAAUGAGCAUUAUUGGGAGAGGCGAAAAAGGAAUAAUGAUGCAUCAAGAAGAAGUCGAGAAAAAAGAAGAUUGAAUGAUUUGGUGAGUUAAAUGGUUACUGUAGGUAGUAAGAUCAGAAAAAAAUAUUGCUCGAUUUGAAGCUUAUUGACAAAAACUCGAAAAAAUGAUAAAAAUUUCAAUUCAAAUACUCUUGAUUAAAAGUUUUGGAAAAUUAUAGUCUUGAAUUUUUCAGUUAAUUUUUUUUAUUUUCAAAAAAAUCUGGUUGUGUUUUCCCGCUUUUCGGAACAGAACUUUGAAAAUUUUAACUAAACCAUUUUUAACACAAGAUAUCAUCGAAUCUUCAGAUUUUUCUCAAAAAAUUUCUAAGAAAAUUCAGUUUUGGUAUUCCUAUUUUUGGAUUUAAAAAAAUCUCUAGUUUCAGAUUGUAAAUUUUUUCUGAGAAUCAUUGGAUUAAAAAAAUGAAUCAUGCAAUGUGGCUUCAAAUUUUUUGUUUCAAAAAUUUCAAUACGAAUAUUUUGGAAACUUUCUAAAAUUGUCAAAUUUUGAAAAUUUGCAAACCUUCAAAAUCAAGAGUUGUUUUAAGAUUAUUGCAUGCUACAGUAUAUUUAGUUCUACCUAAUACAUCCUCUCUUUUUCCCAAGAUUUCGAAAACACUAAUCCGCUAAUUCGAUUCCCUUUUUCAUUUCGCGGUGACCUUUUAUAUUAUAGUGUUGCAAAUUGGAAUUAGCCUAACAUCAUCAUAGAAAACAAUUAAAAUGUCAUCCAAACAAAAUCGUCAUAUUUUUAUAGGCAAUGGAAGAAAAAAUUCUUCUUUUAUCUGCUGAAAACGAACGACUCAAAACACAGCUCGAAACACGGGAAACUGAGAAAAUCAAACCAGCUUUGAAUUUAUUGAUUGGCGGAGAACAAGCUGCACAAUUUGUGCCAAAUCCAAUACUUCAAGCUAGUUCAAUGUUAUCACUUCCAUUAUUACAAACAGCAAAUCCAACAGCUUCUAGUUUUCCAAUUCUUCAACUAUCUAACACGGUGAGUUGAAAUGCGAUUAGGAAAUGAGAUUGACUAGUCAGCACUUUGUCUUCUUUCCGGAUAAAGAGCAUAUGUGUCAUUGACCUAUAUAAACAUAUGCCAUUUUCAUAUUUUUUAUGCAUUUUAGUUUCCAUUUCAAUCUACAUCCUCAUCUUCCUCAUCUGUUCCUCUUCCACCAAUCCCGUCAUCUUCUUCUACUCCUUCAUUACCUUCAUCAUCUGCCUUAUUUACAUCAUCAACGUCUGCAUUUCAUCCAUUUCGACCCGUUGAACCAUCUAGUGUUAUUAUGAGAAUUGAAAGGCAAAGUCCAGAUUCGACUUGUGAAGUUCGAGAAAGGCAGCCACAACAACAAGCUGGAAGUAAUGUUAUACAUCGAGGUAAGAAUCAAUAGGCAUUUUUCUAACAAAGUUUUUUGAUUUUUCUGGUCGGGGUUUUAAAGAAAUCUGAACUUUCAUAAUUCAUAGCCUACCUAACAAAAUUAUGAAAAUUUUAUCUUAGGGACCAAAACCGAAAGUUCUAUAAAAAUAAUUUUGAUAUUUGAUUUUGAAAGUUUCAAAUGUCAAAGUCAGAUAAUAGCUACACUAAAUUCGAUCAAUUUUCGAAAAAUUACAAAAAUUGCUUUAAAAUCGGAUAUAUUGAAUGUAUGCUUUUAAGUUUCGGUUCAGAAUCUUCUAUAACCCAUCUUUUUAUAAUUUUCAGUUGGUUCGCCUGCAAUUCAACCACCAAACCCAUAUCAACAAGUCCUUCCAAAUAUUUAUCAACAACAACCUCCUCAACAACAAAAUCAACAACAAGGCGGCUCCCUUUUAUCAGCUCUUUUGGCUCAACGUCGACCGUCUCCAACAGUUCCACAAAGUCGAACUGAACAUAUCUCAGGAUUGAAUUCACCUCCAACAAUAAAUCAUCAUUCUCAUAAUAAUGGAAGUAGUGCGGGAAGUAAAUCAGAUUGUGAGAGUAUCUCAUCAUCUGCCUCAUUAUCACCUUCACAUUCUUCCGAAGAUCAUUCGAAUAAAUCAGUGAGUUUUUUUUUCAUACGAAAAAAAACGGGAAUGUUAUUCAUACAAUUUUAUUAUGCUGGAAAUACAUAUGGCCCCCAGUAGAAAAACCAUAUUUUCUGUGACCCAUUUUUGAAAUACAUAAAUCCAGUUUACAACCCUUUUACUGAAGUCCUUCCAGUUUCUACUCUUCCAUCUUUUUUCAAUAACCCUAAUUCAAUGUUUUUUAGCCGCAAUACGUUGAUCGUCGAAAACGAAACAAUGAAGCUGCAAAAAGGUGUCGAGCAAAUCGCCGUGCAGUUUUCGAAUAUCGAUCUCGACGAGUUCAACUUCUCGAAGGAGAAAACGAUGAUCUUCGAAGACAAAUUGAUUCCCUUCGCGUUGAAAUUACUCAUUUCAAAGGGAUUUUAGCGCAAAGAGCAACAAGCAGUAAUGGAUAG